Thelazia callipaeda (thelaziosis nematode) is the source of this 2766-nucleotide messenger RNA. Lineage: Eukaryota; Metazoa; Nematoda; Chromadorea; Rhabditida; Thelaziidae. The record is from the annotation of a GenBank genome assembly.
AUGGCUGAUGAAGUGGAUAAGAAAAAUGGAGCAUCCAGCUUGAAGUCAGGAAUAGAAGAGCAAGGAACUGCUGAUUUGACUCAUUCAAGUCUUUCUAAUCCGACAGUGGCUUUCACAGACAUUUGUAAAAGGCUAGAUCAUGAAAUGGAUAAAAAUUUUAUUGAGAAAACAUGGGAACAGUUUGAAGUCGUUGCCAAGCAAUAUUGUUUAGAGGGAAAACAAUCAGCCUGGUAUUGUUGUGCAAUUUAUUUGUCAAUGUGGCAAGGUAAUCUAGUUGAGCGCUCGGCAGUGCGAAAGUACUCAUUAUUUCGAUUACUUAAAAUGGGCAAAAUCAGUGUACUUGAAUUCUUCGAAAAAGUAACGAAAUGGGUGGAAAUGGUCAGUGGCCCUCGACGUUUGAAAGAGCACAUUAAUCGUGUCCAGUCUUCUCUUGCAGUUACUGCUGUUGUUUAUAAAAAAUUAUUACCAAUUUAUCGUAAGGUAUUUGCGCCACCGCUACCGGGUGAUGAUGACGUAAAAACUUUAACUUGCAAGAAACUGUUUCACUUAUUAUGGACGUUGUUCAUCGUUAUGCGAAAGCAGUACAACAACAAUGAUCUGAUGAAUAGUUUCCAUCUUUUACUUUGCACGGUGGAUUUUAUUUUCCAAAAUCUUCGUCGAUCCAAGUUAUGUUGUUUAUUAGAUGGUGAUUUCGUGAAUGCUAUCGAGAUGCAGCCGGGUCAAGACUCUAUUCUCGAAACAUUAUGUCAAAUUUUCGAGGGCGUUGUAUUGGAUGCUAAGCAUUUUCGAACUCACUGUUGGCUUCCAAAACUUCGUAAAAUGUCGGAAGAUAAAAUAAUCGAAGCUGGCGAAAAUUUGACUACUUUUGUCACAAAUGGAAUUAUCAACAAAAAAAAAUUAGAUGUUAUAUAUGACGAACUGAUAAUUGAUAGAGGAGAUAUGGAUGAAAGAAUGUUUUUACCUGAAGAUAUAUCUAUCGUAUUCGAUGAAGCAUAUGAUGUGUGCGCGGUCCAACGACUUCAGCGUUCUGAUGAUGAUGAUAGUCUUGUUGAUGCUCAUAUGUUGUUGCGUUUAAGUACUCAGAGUUGUUUGGAACGCUUACAAGACCAAAGGCAGCAGCGAACACCAUUGAGUGGUCGAGGAUAUGUCAUCUCCGCUGAACAGUAUUGCCCUGUUACACCAGUUGCCGCAUCAUUGUAUAAUGCAUCGAAGUUAGAAGCUUUACUUCAAGAAAAUUGGAAAAAAUUGGAUAUUGAAGUAGAAAACAUUUUAUGUCAUAGUUGUGAAGAUCCACUAACAAAAGUUAUGGAUAUAGCGUUGCAGUUAAAUGAUCGCCUGGAAAAGGUGGUAGAAUAUGAACGGCAAUUAAAUGGAAUUGAGUACGAUACGACAUUUUACGAAAUGUUACAUGCUCGAAGAAAUAAUACAGAAAGCAUAUUUUUUCGUUUUUUGCACAAAAUUACUGUCUCUGAAAGGGAUCGUUUAGGAAAUUCAAAUGUUGAAAAAUUGAGCGCAGUACUGCUUAGAGAAGACUUUUUGAAAGCUCUCUAUGUUUGCUCUUUGCAAUUGGUUCUAUUCACAUAUGAAAGUGCUCGAGAGUUUCCUUGGAGUUUAGAAGUUAUGCAACUAUCAGCUAUACAUUUUUACAAAGUAAUCGAGCUUGUUAUUCGAGCUGACUGUUGCUUAUCUCGUGAAAUGGUCAAACAUCUGAAUAAGAUUGAGGAACGAGUACUGGAGGAACUUGCGUGGAGUAUAGAUUCACCGCUGUGGUUUAGUUUACAUCGGCGAAUAGAUAAGAUACCAUCAAGUCAAGCUGUGUCUUUGGAGACUGUUGAGGGAUAUUCUGCCAGGCAACCAACUCUUUCUCAGCGUUAUACAUUGUCACCUACGAAACCAAUGUCAGCAAAGCGUCGACUUGAAUUUGAUGAUGAUUCUACAUGUAUUCCGCCUAAACGACGAGUCCCAGAUGCAGAGCAUUCAACUUCAGCAUCUGCGACACUGUUAUUUUUUCGUAAAGUGUACUAUUUGGCUGCGGUUCGACUCCGUGAUCUUUGUGAACGAGUACGUUUAGAUGAAAAAAGUCGUCAGCGAGCUUGGACAUUAUUUGAACACAUCAUAAGGACAGAAACUUGGCUUAUGAGGGGAAGACAUUUAGAUCAAAAUUUGAUGUGUUGCUUGUAUGUGGUCGCGAAAAUAGGCCAACAAAAUAUUUCAUUCCACGACAUAAUGUAUCAUUAUCGUCAUCAACCUCAAGCCAGUUCACGUGUGUAUCGACGAGUUCAAGUUGAAAAUGAUUUACCAUCCUCAAUUAUUUUGGAUGAUAAUGCUUCUCAUGAUUCUGCUGGUUCUGGUUCAAGUGAAGUAGUCCGUUCCCAGUCUAGAGAGUCGGAUACGGCUGCUGCAAUUGGUGAAGCUAUACCAGAACAGCGACAAGUCGAAUACAUCGAUUUGAUAAAAUAUUACAAUAGUAUUUUCAUCACUCGAAUGGAGUCAUUCGUAAAAAAACUGCAAGUUGGAGUCAGCGAGAGUGGCAUCUCGUUGUUAUCAAUUCCGUCAGUUCAGUGUAAUCGCUUAUCGCCACAGAGAUGUGUAUCUGAUCGCGUUACCGUAACACCAAUGCCUUCUUCAUUGCCAUCAUCACCGUCACGACCAUACAGAUAUAUUUUUGACAAAACGCCCAUUAAGAACGCUGGCCGAUCGAUGCCUCAGCUCGCAGCCAGUGGAUUUCAGCAAAGCUCAUAUCGCAAUUUGAUUGCGCGCACUUGA